AUGAUAAUGAAAUAUAUCUCUGUUGUCGUCUUAAUAUUCACAACUCUUAUGCUCAACACUUACAAUGCUAAGGAAGAAAAUUCAUUAGAACCAACAUCAAUUCUAUUCAACUUCACUGAUUCCCAAACCACUGCAUUUGAAAAUUGGAUUGAGGUAUCAGAUGCAAUUCUAUUUGGAGGGAGAUCUAAAGCUGCAAUCGUACGACUAAAUGGAAGGAAUUACCAAUCGGCAUUAUUGUUCUAUCUACUCAAUCCACGAGAAAAUGGAUCGAGUUUCGCUGGUGUUUACAGGCAAUUGGAUACUCCGGAUAUUUCAAAAUAUACAGGUGUUGUAAUUGAUCUACAUAGACAGGGUGUAAAUUCUAAAUUUCAAUUUAUACUCUAUGGCGAAUGUUCAGAUGUACGGAAUUGUGAAUCACAUGAGUCGGAAUUCGAUGCAAUGAGAUAUUCAAUUACACCUGAAAUACGAGGAAUAGUGAUAAUACCAUUUGAAAACUUUUCCGCAUACUUUCGUGGAACACCGAAAUCUGGUUCAAAUGAUCUAAAUUUAUCUCAUACAUCACGUAUUGGAAUAAAAGUAUAUGGAGGAAGCAAUGCGCCAGAAAACCAAUUUGGUCCAGGUUCCAUCGAAAUAUUCACUAUUUCAGCAUAUAAAUUACGUAAUGUGUAUAAUAACAGUGAACUUUUAAUUUACCUCACUCCAUUCAACUUCACUGAUCCUGAAAUCACUUCAUUUGAUGAUUGGAUUGAUGUAUCAGAGGCAGUUCUAAUUGGAGUUCAAUCUAAAGCCAUUGACGUUCGACAUACUUCAUAUAUUCAAAAUCCUACUUUCGAAAUGAACUUCUACGGUAACUGUUCGAAAAUAUUCUUUUGUCCAUCAUAUAAAUCCUUAUUCUAUGUGACAUGA
This is a messenger RNA of Schistosoma haematobium, 906 nucleotides long. RefSeq lists its product as uncharacterized. The transcript has 6 exons. NCBI's taxonomy places the organism in Eukaryota, Metazoa, Platyhelminthes, Trematoda, Strigeidida, Schistosomatidae. Bases 1 to 906 code for a protein of 301 amino acids. The record is from RefSeq and is a predicted model, not a curated record.